Molecule: messenger RNA, 1683 nt
Organism: Melampsora larici-populina 98AG31
Lineage: Eukaryota; Fungi; Basidiomycota; Pucciniomycetes; Pucciniales; Melampsoraceae
Product: aspartic peptidase A1
Exons: 6
Coding region: 1-1683 (560 amino acids)
Biological process (GO): proteolysis
Molecular function (GO): aspartic-type endopeptidase activity
Source: RefSeq, a predicted model, not a curated record
AUGGAUCUCCAGACAUUCACUUCUGAAGCACUUUUUGCGCCUAUCACAUCUAGUCCCAAAUUACAGAUAGCCAGAUCAAUUGCACGUUAUGGUUUAUUUGAAUUUUUGAAUAGUAAUCGAUCAUCAUCAGAUUUAUAUCCACUUAUUGAAUCAUUAUUACCUUUAGAAAUUAAAAAAACUAAAGAGACUUUAAUUAAACCAACUCCAACUCGUUCGAAAAAUCUUAAAUGGAAAACAAGAGCUCUUCAAGGUUUAGGAAGUGGACUUGGUUUGAUCUUACCAUCGGUUUUGAAAACGACUGGGGAUGUUUUUCAUUCACCUGGAUCGCUUUUGCUUGAUACUUUACGGUCUGUGGGGUCUUCUGGAGUUUUGGUGGAUCCUAAUUGGGGUACUGCAACUGUGAAGACUGAAAGCUUUCAUGGAGAUCUAGCCUGGUCAACAAUUCUUUCAGUCGGAACUCCAGCUCAAAUGUUUCGUCUUAAUCUCGAUUCAGGAUCAUCCGAUUUAUUUCUAUUCGAUCAAGCUUGCAAAACAUGUUCAACUACAAACCAUACGACUUUCAAACCAGACCAAUCUACUUCUUUUACAAGUACACCUUUAUCAGAAAACAAAUUUGAUCAAACUUUUGGAGAUGGUUCAACUGUUAGUGGAGAGUUAGUAAAGGAUACAGUCAGCAUUGGUAAUUCUAUUAAAGCUUACAAUCAAACCUUUGGUUUAGCAACCAUGGUUUCUUCUGAUUGGGCUGAAUUACCAGUAGACGGAUUGAUGGGUAUAGGACCUGAUCCACUUUCUGUCUUUACUACCAAUGAUCCAAAAGGCGUUUUUACUAAUUUGGUCAAUAGUCAAACUCUUGAUCAACCUAUUAUUGGAAUCGCUUUAGUUAAAGAACUUGAAUAUGAUUCGGGUUCAGCUUUAGGUGAGUUUAAGUUUGGUGGGAUUAGUAAGAAAUGGAUUCGUGAGGAUUUAGUUUGGAAAAAUGUUACUAGUCAUAACUUUUGGGGUGUGGAUCUGACUGGUAUAUAUGUCAAUGGAUCCAAUGUCAUGUCGCCAAAUGAUCCCCCUCGAGCUAUCCUUGAUACUGGUACUACCUUAACACUAGUCUCCGAAACUACGGCUGCUGAAAUUCAUAAAAGAAUCCCUGGUUCCGUUGUUGAUCCAGACAAUGGGAUUUGGAUGGUACCAUGCUCAACCCACAACCCGUCCAACAAAAAAUCUACUUAUAACCGAUCAGAUCACACAUCCCCUGGCCCUCUUGACUCGAAAUCACUUAUACCGGUCAAGACAGUUUCUCCCCCACACGGCCACAGUCUACCUCUUAAUCUCAAAAAAAGAUCUCAUACCUCCAACCAGUUCUAUAGCAGACAUCAUCGUAAACAUCAUCUACACGCUCGUUCUAGCCCAACUUCAACUCCUGCUUCCCCUAAUAUCUUUUUUGAAUUCGGAAUUGGAAGUCUUCAAUUUGUGAUCCCAGCUGAAGAUUUAGCUUACCAAUCUAUUCUAAAUGAGCCGAGAACUGAUGAUCAAAGUGGAAUCUGUUAUAGUGGUAUCCAAUCUGGAAGUGAAGGAUUUGUAGUCUUAGGUGAUACAUUCAUUAAGAACCAGUAUCUUGCUCUAAGGUAUGAAACAAACGGUCAAAGAUCAGUUGGAUUAAGUAGACGUACUGAUUUACCUAUCUUGACUUAA